This is a messenger RNA of Lagopus muta (rock ptarmigan), 832 nucleotides long. It is a transcript of the gene CRYBB3, whose product is annotated as crystallin beta B3. Gene Ontology annotation, molecular function: structural constituent of eye lens. NCBI's taxonomy places the organism in Eukaryota, Metazoa, Chordata, Aves, Galliformes, Phasianidae. Bases 187 to 822 code for a protein of 211 amino acids. The record is from RefSeq and is a predicted model, not a curated record. Gene Ontology annotation, biological process: visual perception; lens development in camera-type eye. The transcript is spliced from 6 exons.
AAAUCCCAACGCUGCUCCCAUGCAGCGCCGCGCGCCCGCCCUAUUGAGAUGAAAUCUCACGGAUGGAAUCAAGCGGACGCGGCUGCUGCAUCAGCAUCCGAGCAAAGUGCUGCCCUGGGCAGACGCAGCCCAUAAAUAGCGCGGCCGCAGCUGAGCAUCGCCGCGGGACACAGCAGGAGAGGCACGAUGACCGAGCAGCAGAGUCCCCCCGAGCAGAUGGUGACUGGGGAGGGCGCUGGUGAGCGCGGUGGCAAUUAUAAGAUCACCAUCUAUGAGCUGGAGAACUUCCAGGGCCGCAGGUGUGAGUUGAGCGAGGAGCUCCCCAACGUGGUCGAGAAAGCUCUGGAGAAGGUGGGCUCCAUCCAGGUGGAGUCCGGCCCAUGGCUGGGCUUUGAGCGGCAGGCCUUUGCCGGGGAGCAGUUUGUGCUGGAGAAGGGUGACUACCCGCGCUGGGACUCCUGGUCCAACAGCCACAACAGCGACAGCCUCAUGUCCCUCCGCCCCCUCCAGAUCGACAGCCCUGACCACAAGAUCCACCUCUUUGAGAAUGCUGGCUACACCGGGCGCAAGAUGGAGAUCGUGGAUGACGACGUGCCCAGCCUGUGGGCCCACGGCUUCCAGGACCGGGUGGCCAGCGUCCGGGCCCUGAACGGAACGUGGGUGGGCUAUGAGUACCCGGGAUACCGGGGCCGCCAGCACGUCUUUGAGAAGGGCGAGUACCGGCACUGGAACGAGUGGGAUGCCAACCAGCCCCUGAUGCAGUCGGUGCGCCGCGUGCGGGACCAGCAGUGGCACCAGCGUGGCUGCUUCGAGAACAGCUGAGCGUCGUGCC